AUGACCUCGAAAUAUUUUUAUUUACAUAUGUUAAUAUUUUUAACGCUUCUGCAAUUGCUCAUUGCCAAUGAUGAUGAUGGAAUUCGACGAGAUUUAGAGGAUGUAAGAAGUGAACGCUCUUGCCGCCGCUGCCUUGGAAGGCUGCAGCCUUCGGGUUUGAUUAAACAGUUGAAGACCUUGAGGCUUAAUAGACGUUGGGAAAAUGAACGGGAGUUUCGCAAGGGUAUACGUUUUAAAUACUAUAGGAAUGGUGAGAAAGUUUACGAGAGCGCAAGCGAUGAAACCAAAGCCUUGUCGAAGUCUGGCUGUUCGAUGGAUGAUAAAUUUGCAUUCAUAUUGCAUGGCUGGCAUCAAAGUUGUGAAACCGAAUGGGUGCUCACACUCAUUGAACGGCUCACAUACCAUCGCGGUGGUUGCAUAGUAUGCAUAGACUACGAAUUUUUCGCCCAAGACUCUUACAUGUGGUUAUAUAGAAGUUUUCGGAGGAUAUCCAAUAUUAUUACAAAGAGAAUACUACUUUUGAUCAACGAAGGCUUCAAUCCGGACAAUGGCUACAUGUUUGGUUUUAGCUUCGGCGGGCAGCUAGCAUCAGCUAUCGGACGGAGUUUGAGCAAACGCUAUCUCUUUCGCAGCAUCGAUACUUGUGAUAUGGCUGGUCCCGGCUUUGAUGUCUUCACCAACACCGAUCAUCGUGAGGCUGCCCGCCAUGUACAGUGUUUGCACUCUAGUCGCGACAAGGGCACACGCAUCUAUACUUGCCAUCAGAAUGUCCGUUUGGGCAGUUGCGGGCAUUUUCAACCAGCUGAAACUAGUCAACCCUACUAUAGCAGCCAUGGCUUAUGCGUUCAAAUUUAUAUAAAUGCAUUCGAUUAUCCUUUCUAUGCGAUGCAAUAUGAGCCAACUUGGUGUGCGUCCAAACAGGCUGCCACAAAUAUACCGUACAAAUACACUAUUGGCUACAAUGAGACACCUGAUCCCAAUAUACGUGGCGAAAUUUUCGUACCAACUAGUCUACAUUUUCCUUAUAAUUUUUCUGAAAAAGAAAUGCUAAUGUUGGGAUUCUUCGAUGAAAAUGCGGAAAUCUAAAUUAACAAACUCAUUCAGUACAGGGCCACACAAAAAAUAUCUAACUGAUAAAUUAAACACAAUAAGGCACAGCUUUUGACGGAGUAAAAUUUCAAUCACCAAAGUCAAGUAUAUUAACCUUACAAAAAUUAAAAACAAAUAAAACAUCAAUUUUAGCUCACGAAAAAACUGACAACACCGAAAAUAAAGUAAUCAUCAAUAACAAAAAAUAAUUGCAUUCCCUUUUAUUUACUGCGCCACUCACUUUUGCAUGGAAGAAUGAGCUACUUGCAUUUCCCAUUAAUAUUUUAGUCGAAGUAUCGCGAUGUGAUUCCACCAGGGUAAGAUUAAUCCAAGCAGUAUUGAAUUUUAUUGUGUGCAUUGCCUGAUAGAUACAUUGUGAGAAUCACAGUUUGGACAAAAAUUCGAAACUGUAAAUUUCGACUGUGAUACACCAUUUUUUUAUAUACAUUUUAAUAUCUCUCUAUCGUGGUCUUGGCAUACCAACUGUGACUCAAGGCGAACGAAGCAAUUUCCGAUAGCUCACAAACAGCGACUAAAAAAUAAUGGCCAUCAAUGACGCAGCAUCCAGCUUUCUUCUCGAUGAAGUUGAAAACGCACAAUGGAAAGCGAAUAACUAUUAGUUGUGAGUGCUUCUCAAAAACAAGUUAAAUUAUCAAGUGAAAGUUGCUUAUUAGUAUCCUAUUAUACACAUUAGAAGCAAUUGUACAACGCUUCUAAACAACAGCGACUAAAAAAUAAUGGCCAUUGACGACGCAGCAUCCAGCUUUCUUCUCGAAGAAGUUUAAAACGCACAAUGGAAAGCGAAUAACUAUUAAUUGUGAGUGCUUCUCAAAAACAGGUUAAAUUAUCAAGUGAAAGUUGCUUAUUAGUAUCCUAUUAUACACAUUAGAAGCAAUUGUACAACGCUUCUAAACAAUGUCUAAAUAAAAGAACAAAACACAAAAAAAUAUAUC
Molecule: messenger RNA, 2042 nt
Organism: Anastrepha ludens (Mexican fruit fly)
Lineage: Eukaryota; Metazoa; Arthropoda; Insecta; Diptera; Tephritidae
Exons: 5
Coding region: 1-1086 (361 amino acids)
Molecular function (GO): lipase activity
Source: RefSeq, a predicted model, not a curated record